This is a messenger RNA of Diaporthe citri, 606 nucleotides long. RefSeq lists its product as uncharacterized. Bases 1 to 606 code for a protein of 201 amino acids. Gene Ontology annotation, molecular function: carbon-sulfur lyase activity. The transcript has a single exon. The record is from RefSeq and is a predicted model, not a curated record. Lineage: Eukaryota; Fungi; Ascomycota; Sordariomycetes; Diaporthales; Diaporthaceae.
AUGCUGCGAAGGACGGGUCUUCUUGCUGCCCAGGUCCGGACCUCGAGCGGAAAGGUCAAACCAGCUCUUCGAACAUGGCCGAUGCAGUCCGUGUAUCGCAGCCUGGUCGUGAACGUUUCCGCACAGAGGCGUCACAUGGCGGACAGCCCAGCAAGGGCACAGAAGGACGCCCAGUCGAAAGGCAUGGACUACCACGGCGCCUGCCACUGCGGCGGGAUCAAAGUCCAUCUGCGGACCCAGAAGACACCAUCCGAGCUCGGGGCCAGGGCCUGCCAGUGCAGCUUCUGCAGGCUGCACGGCGGAUCGUUCACUUCUGAUGCUGCAGGCACCCUCGGCAUCGAGACUUCCGGUUCCGUCAGUCGGUAUCGCAUGGGGACAGGCACGGCGGAGUUUCUUAUCUGCACGAACUGCGGCGUUGUUCCUGCAGCAACGUGGAAACGUGACGAUGGGAAGUUGCUCAGUGUUGUGCGCGUGCAGUGCCUGGAUAUACGGGAUGAGCUUGAGAAGUACACAAAGAAGUGGAGUCUCGAGCAUGAACUGGAUAAUCCUGAAGUGCGGUUCAGUCGGCGGUCGCGCACUUGGACGCCUACGGCAGUCGAAAAGUGA